AUGUCCGUGUCAGAUCAGGGGAAAAAAUGGGCCUACGUGGUCCUUGCUGCCUGGAUCUCAGUGAAACAGACCUGCUCCAAGUCUGCUGCCCAGUUGGAGCUGAGUUUGCAUGGGAUGGGAGGGCUGGUGCUCUUGGGAUACAGGGAGGCUACGGAGCCAAGCCCGCCAAAACCGGAGGAGCUGGGGGUGGUCAUUAUCCAGGGGGGGCUCAGCAGCUUGGAGGUGGGGGAUACAGAGGCCCAGGAGGGGCCGGGGGUAGAGGAGGAUAUGGUAACGGAGGCCAGGGAGGCUAUGGUGCUGGUCUGGGAGCAGGAAAUGGCCAAGGAAUGGGGACGGGAGCCGGGUUGGGCUCACAGGGUGGGAAACCACGUGGAGGUGGAGGAUACGGUGGUAAUGGCUAUGGCACACAGCCAGGUUACGGGGCUGGAGCUGGAGCCAGAGGCUAUCCACGACCAGGUGCUGGAGCUGGGUAUCCCAAUGGACAGGGAUCUAAGGGACCAAAACCGGGGUAUGCUGCAGGAGCUGGAGGAGUUCCCACUGGACAGGGUGCUAAACCAUCCAAACAGGGAUAUGGUGCAGGAGCUGGAGUGCCCAAUGGACAGGGUGCUAAGCCCAAUGGCUACGGUGCUGGAGCAGGCAGCUACCCUGGGGCAGGAAACAACGGCUAUGGAGCAGGUGCCAGUCUGGGACAGGGAGGAUACCCCCAGGGUGGAGCAGGUGGAUACCCCCAGGGUGGAGCAGGAAAACAAGGCAAAGCUGGCGGUGGUGCUAAUCUGGGACAGGGAGGAUACCCCCAGGGUGGAGCAGGAGGAUACCCCCAGGGUGCAGCAGGAGGAUACCCCCAGGGUGGAGCAGGAGGAUACCCCCAGGGUGGAGCAGGUGGAUACCCCCAGGGUGCAGCAGGAGGAUACCCCCAGGGUGGAGCAGGAGGAUACCCCCAGGGUGGAGCAGGUGGAUACCCCCAGGGUGGAGCAGGAGGAUACCCCCAGGGUGGAGCAGGAGGAUACCCCCAGGGUGGAGCAGGUGGAUACCCCCAGGGUGGAGCAGGAGGAUACCCCCAGGGUGGAGCAGGUGGAUACCCCCAGGGUGGAGCAGGAAAACAAGGCAAAGCUGGCGGUGGUGCUAAUCUGGGACAGGGAGGAUAUCCCCAGGGUGGAGCAGGAGGAUACCCCCAGGGUGGAGCAGGCAAAUCAGCAGGUUAUGGUGAUCAAAUGGGAGGAGCAUACCCCGGGGCUGGAGCGGGCAACGGCUAUGGGAAUGGUGGAGGCCCAGCUGGUGGGGCCAAUGCAGUGCCUGCAGGCUAUGGCAAUGGCUACGGUGCUAGUACUGGAGGCAAUGGUUAUGGACCCGGUCUUGGCGCAGGAGGAUAUCCACAGGGACAGGAGAAAUAUGGGGGAGGAGUCAGUCAGCUUCCUUACAAUGGAGCCCCAGUCAAUACUGCUGGACUGGAUGGUGAUGGAAGCUUCCCUUAUGGUGCUCAGCAACUGGGCCUUGGUGGUGGUGAUGGAGGCAAAUCCUCUGGCAAAUAUGGAAACGGAGGGGGCUUUGGAGCACAGCCAGCAGGCUAUGGUCAAGGACAGCUGGGUGCAGGUCAGAGUGCCCCCUACAGUAACGGAGCAGGAGGGAAGGAAAGCAAAUAUGGUGGUGGUGGACUGACUGGAUUCUUUGGAAAUGGAGGGUACAAAGGUUAAGUCAAUCAGCUGAGGCCUUCUUGAAGUGAAUAUUUGUUCCGUUCCAUCAUGUGUUCAUUGUGAUGUUUGUUGUUUGGUCUGUUGUUACAUUUAACUAUUCCAUUUUUGUUUUGUAUUUGUGUUUUUUGUUUAUGGUUCUUGUCUUUUGUGUUGUUGUGUGUCUGUCCCCUCUCUUCCUCUACUGGUUUUGGAGAUUGUGUUGCCAGUGUGUUUGUGUUCAUAUCCAUUUCACACUAAAGGGCAGAAAGCAACCGUAUAAUGUCUGUCAGUCUCCUCAUUCUUUUAACCUUGGCACCAGUAUUGUAAAUGUACUGUACAUGUGAUGUGGGGGUUGAGUUUUAAGACUGAAACUCUAUGAGUUUAAAUCAACACCAAAUAAAAUAAAAUUCAAAGACCUGUUCCCAAAACCUGA
This is a messenger RNA of Oncorhynchus kisutch (coho salmon), 2103 nucleotides long. RefSeq lists its product as uncharacterized. Lineage: Eukaryota; Metazoa; Chordata; Actinopteri; Salmoniformes; Salmonidae. Bases 1 to 1656 code for a protein of 551 amino acids. The transcript has 25 exons. The record is from RefSeq and is a predicted model, not a curated record.